Fusarium oxysporum Fo47 is the source of this 1212-nucleotide messenger RNA. RefSeq names its product cytochrome P450. The transcript is spliced from 3 exons. The record is from RefSeq and is a predicted model, not a curated record. Lineage: Eukaryota; Fungi; Ascomycota; Sordariomycetes; Hypocreales; Nectriaceae. Gene Ontology annotation, molecular function: heme binding; monooxygenase activity; iron ion binding. The coding region runs from base 1 to 1212 and encodes 403 amino acids.
AUGUCCCUGGUCCAUGGUAUUAAGUACGGACCUGUAGUCCAAAUUGCACCAAAUGAGGUAUCGGUAGCCGAUUUGGAAGCCACCAAACAGAUCUAUGGAACAAAGGAUCGUUGUGCCAAGAGCGACUACUUUGACCACUUUAUGGGGUAUGGCAGGCGUUCCAUAUUUGCGACCAAGCCCUAUGAGGGCCAUCGGAUCAAGCGCAAGUACACUUCAUCAUUCUAUCAAGCAAAAGCUAUAUACAAGCUUCCGGAGAUUGAGGAGCAUAUCAAGUCCCGCUCUCUGGCAAUACUGGAUCAAGUCCGAAACGGCGAAUAUGUUGAUGCUUUCAGCCUUACGUCGUGGUACGCAUUGGACAACAUAACGUUCUUAGUUUUCGGACCCAAUCAUGGAACUCAUUCGGUGGACCAGACGUGCACCGAACGUGAAAUCCUUGAGGGGUUGAAGUAUCAACAGUUCAUCGGCCCAUUUCGUUACAGGUGCCCUCGGUUGUACAACUACGCUUCUCUUCUAUUGCAGAGAGCUAGCUCUCGUUUCCGAUACCUCUCAGCAGAUGGAAAAUUCCCGACUUGGUGCGAGAAAAAGCUUUUCGCUGCUCUCAAAGACCCGCGCUUGAAUGAAACUCACUCUCUGGUACGUCAUCUUUGGGAACUCAAACAGGAUGAUACAAACACUGGGUCUAUCGAUGUGCCUUACAUGGCCGCAGAGCUCAUUUGGAAACUAACUGAGGCGCCAGAGUGGCAGGAUAAGAUACGCCAAGAGCUGUCUGCCUUGCCGAAGCAAGACGAUGGAUGUCCGUCAUUCGCAGAUAUUGAUACUCGGGUCCCGUCACUCGAGGCAUGUCUCCGUGAGGUUUACCGCCUGCAUCCAUCCUCAAGUGGGAAGAACGAAAGGUUGGUGCCUUUAGGAGGCCGCACACUGGCAAAAGUGUUUGUACCCGAGCAUACUGUUGUCACAUCUUCAGUUCUGGCGUUGCACUAUGAUGGAGAGGUCUACUCUGACCCUGAUAGGUUCCUCCCAUGUAGGUGGAUCGACGGGAGUGAAGAGCAGCGAAAGGUUCUUGAUUCACAGUUAAUCCCUUUCGGUUAUGGCGGAAGAGUCUGUUUGGGAAAGGCGUUGGCAACUAUGGAACUCAAGCUACUCAUAGCAAGUUUGUAUCUUGAACAUGAGAGCCUGGCAACAUUAGCGACCAAUGCUGUGUCCAUGAAGUAG